This is a messenger RNA of Seminavis robusta, 1088 nucleotides long. The record is from the annotation of a GenBank genome assembly. Lineage: Eukaryota; Bacillariophyta; Bacillariophyceae; Naviculales; Naviculaceae.
AGGAUACUGCUGUUGACCUUCAUCGCUGAUUCUACCUGCGAUUACUAUCAUCAGUCCUGCAAAAACAGUGUGUACAUAGACGUGUAUUGGACCAAGAAGUCUGGUUUGUCGAUCCCUUGAACAUUUCAGGCGAGUGCUCACAAUUCUUGUGAAAACUUCCACCACAAAAGCUUAUUUCUUCACAAUUUCUAAAGUUCCUCAAGAUCACACAUCCAAACUCCCAUCAUGAAGUACUUGCUCAUCAUUGCCGCUCUUAUCGCAUCUUUCAAUGGUGCCGUUGCUCAAGAACCUGAAACGGAACCUGAAAAGGAGGGCUUUGGUACUGCCAUCCGAGGCUUCCUGGCUGACACUUUCUCCGCGGUUCAACAAGUGGAUAUCCCAACUCUUGGUAGUGGAGCCGUUCUUUCGUCCGUAGAGUGCUCUGACGAAGAGCGAACGGCAAAUGCUUGUACUGUGGGUGCCAAUGUCGAAGGGCAGUACGUGUGCCGAACAGUUGGAGAGCUUCAAUUCACCAUGUGCGCACCCAAGGUGUUUGAUAUCUUCGUUGGUGGACCCGACGAUACAUGCGGUUGCUGCCCUGGAUCUGACUGUGGUGCCCGUUCCACCUGCUUGUGCUCUUGCCAAGAAGGAAGAGGCGUUCUUGUCAAGCACAGUUUCUUUAAGUUCCUUGGCCGUUCAGUCGCUUGGACCGCAUGUUACACUCCCACUAUCGCUACCCAAAUCAUGCAGGCCCGUGCCGAGUUUGGUUGCGACGACCAAUGCCCGGCUGCUGUCGCAGCCGCCACCGCCGCCGCUGCCUCCGAAGAAGUCACUACUAUGGCACCCACCUCUUAAGAAGCUACGGUGAUUGACUCGACUGUGCCAUAACUGGAGGGAAGGAAUGGAUAAUUUAGGCUGCUGGAGACUGCGGCAUGGAAUGGAUUUGGAUGGCACUUUUGUAACAGAAUCAGUUGGGCAGUUUCGGCAGAAAGAAUAAUCUUCACAAAGAAGGUAGUGGAUGAGACUAUAUUCAUAGUUGGAUAUGACUAUGAAUAUAGUUGGUUGAAGUUGUAACUUAAAAAGUAAAUCGUCAUUUCAGAAUACGCGCU